Messenger RNA from Plenodomus lingam JN3, 1974 nucleotides. RefSeq lists its product as uncharacterized. NCBI's taxonomy places the organism in Eukaryota, Fungi, Ascomycota, Dothideomycetes, Pleosporales, Leptosphaeriaceae. The record is from RefSeq and is a predicted model, not a curated record.
AUGAGAUUGCAACUGCAUCUGUCCAUUGUGGCUCUCCUUGUACAUGUGGCUACUCUUGUUGCUGCUCAGACACACAAUGCGGAUUCCCUGGCAGCUAUCCUGAGUUUACCAGCGUGUCCGUUGAGCUGCAUAUUGAAGUCGCGGGCCAACUCGACAUGUGCCCGAACCGACGUGAAAUGCUCUUGCACUGAUGAACCCUCGAAGAGUAUCGCAAGUGCCUGCAUUAUCAACAAUUGCACAAUCCAGGAAGGCCUGACCGCACAAAACACGACGGCAACCGUCUGUGGACUCCCUGUGCGCAACGUCCAAGAAUCCUUUCGCAGAGCCGACCGCACGCUCAUCUCCGUUUCGGCCUUGUUCAUCGUCUGCCGCUUCUCGUACAAAAUCUUCUUUAUGCCUCAGGAUCUCUGGUGGGACGACCUCUCCCUCUUGAUGACCUUUUGCUUCAGCCUUGCCGGCACCGUCAUCAGCGACCUAGGGGCCUUGAAGAGCGGCAUGGGUCGCGACGUCUGGACCCUGAAGUUGACUGACGUCGUUGCUUUUAUAAGAUUCCACUGGAUCGCUGGGAUCAUGUACUUCCUCGACCUCAUGUUCCUGCGCCUCUCGCUGCUGUUCUUCUUCGUACGCAUUUUCAGCGUGGGCAAGACACCGGCUGUCAUCUACGCGACCAUGAUAUUCAAUGUUCUUUUUGGAGUGACGACGACAAUCGCCAUGUUGUUCACUUGUCUGCCCGUAAGCUACGUCUGGGAAAAGUACAUGAAGGACGACGCGAUAGGUACAUGCUCGAACAACACCGCGUUAAUCUGGGCGCAAGCCAUCAUCGGCAUCGCGCUGGAUUUCUGGAUGCUGUCGAUCCCGCUCUACAAUAUUCGCAAACUUCAGAUGCCGCUGAGCAAGAAGAUCGCAACGGUGCCCAUGUUUCUGGUUGGUUUUGCGGCCACGAUUGUCGGAAUAUUACGCCUCAUGGCCAUUCAACAGGUUGGGGUAACAACUGCUGCCAAUCCUACCAUGACGAGAAUGAAAAUCACCCUAUGGUCCAUCCUCGAACUCAACGUAGGCAUCGUAUGCGUCUGCAUGCCCACCUUGCGCCUCAUCUUCGUCCGCCUAUCUCCCUGCCUCGGCCGGGCCGCCAGAAAAUCGAUACUCUAUAGCGGCAGCCAGAAGCUAGGCUCUCGCUCCAACCAGGGUUCUGGUUCCAGCACGCGUCAUGACCAGGAGUACGCAAUUAAGCGGCAGGUUUCCAUCAACCAACGGUAUUCAUGGAAGGAGGAGACGGAGAAUACGAAGAAACCGGACAUUGAGGCCUUUGACGAGGUGAUUGUGGAGGCGGAUGGGAGGAUAGUGGCGAGGCCGAGGGUGGUGGCGAGCGUGAAUGGGAUGCAUUCGGAUGAUGAAGUGGAAUUGUUGGAGUUGGAUCAGCGGGCAGGCUUCAGACAUUGCGAUUCCGUCCGUCUACAGCUGGGUGAAGAGCUGCAUUCGAGUUGUUCCACGGGGAAACCAGAUGCUGGCCGUGAGUCUUGCCGGUCUGUCGAAAACACUUGCUGGAGCAGUGGAGAAUGGAGAUCUCCCAAGACAUUCAUCAACAGCCCCAUCUACAUUCCAUUCUGGAUUGUCAGCCAGGAUAACCUACUCGAGCGAAUUGAACAUGGCCAGAAUAUUGUGUCUGAUGAGCUGCAAGACCAAGUGGCCGGUGUGUUGCGUCAAGCGCCCAUUGGCCGUGCCUGGGCGAUGCGGCGUGGGCUGCGCUUCCGAAGAAGGGAGGCAAGAAGGUGUUGUCCAGUAUGCUGGCUGUUUGAUUGUCUGUCGGUGUCGGCUGGAACUUGGGCGGCCAUUGUGGAGAGAAAAGACGAGGGCGAGGGCGAGGAUUCGGGAAAGAGGUGUUGUGGCCCUACUUCCCCAUUCGGCCAUGCCUCUCACAAGGAACGUCUGCACGAGCCGCAAGGCACGAGGGAGGAGGUGGAGGCCCGCGCAUAG